Molecule: messenger RNA, 1120 nt
Organism: Orbicella faveolata
Lineage: Eukaryota; Metazoa; Cnidaria; Anthozoa; Scleractinia; Merulinidae
Product: DBH-like monooxygenase protein 1 homolog
Biological process (GO): norepinephrine biosynthetic process; octopamine biosynthetic process; dopamine catabolic process
Cellular component (GO): secretory granule membrane
Molecular function (GO): copper ion binding; dopamine beta-monooxygenase activity
Source: RefSeq, a predicted model, not a curated record
AUCAUUGCUGAGAAAGAACGUGAGCUGCUGAAGACGGUAGUUUGUCAGUGUUCAGUCCUCUUCGUUAUUAAGUUACCCAAGCCUGACCAGCUGUACAGGCUAUGACGACCUCGUCGCAUGAUAAAAGGGAGGCAAUUUCGGCCACAAGCUGUCAAAACAUCACGAUUUCUUGAACGCCUUCAGCUAUGCUAUAACUCUUUAAAAGAAGUCGACCGUAAAAAAAAGUACUUUGCCGUCGUAAUAGAUUAACUAUGACUUACAAUUUCGUUGUUGGAGCCGACAGAUACAACUUUUUUUCAUAACUUGGGAGUAAACCGAACGCUGUUUUAGCAAAACGUUUUAAAACUAUUUUCGUUUAUAAAUAUAUCAGACAAACAGGAUGUUUUGCCAAUUGCGCCGAGAAGAAAUUGCUCGCUUUGACAUUUAGCUGUAUUGUUAUGCAAAAGAUUAUGGUAAAUUCGUAAUGAACCUGCCAAUAUGCAGAAUAGCCGUCGAAGCUUCUCGCUACAAUCGGCACUCGCAGCAACUCGGCGAAACAGUGAUGGCGGUCUAUGCGGUCUUGAUAAUCUUCCUGGUCUCAUAUGUUGUUAAUAAGAUCGAUGCAACCUCGUAUGCAAGUCUUAGCUCCGCCGAUGAAAACUUCAAGCUACAAUGGACCUACAAUAGCAGCAAGUUUAUAUUCAAGAUGACUUGCAAAACCACAGGCUGGUGUGCUGUGGGAUUCACCACCACUGCUGAUGGAAGAGGCAUGGUCGAUUACGAUAUAGCGGUUGCUGGGUACGCUUCUAGUGCGGGUUAUAUUGAUGAUCGUUGGAGUAUCUCGAGAACCCAGCCUUCAAAUGAUACAGAGCAAAACUUCAACCUCAUGAACGCAACUGAACAGGACGGACAGACCAUGGUGGAGUUUUCCAGAGACGCGCUUACGGGCGACACUGCCAAUGAUGUGCAGUUUAAGAAUGAUACUGAAGUCAAAGUUGUAUAUGCUUACAACACCAGCAGUGAUGCAAAUGGUGGCCUACGUUCAAAGCACACUAACAGAGGGAUUUUAGAUGGAAAGCACAACCUGAUACUGAUGGCAAUAUCCGCCAUGCAGCCAUCUUCCACAAUGAUGCCUCCAACU